UUUGCCAAUAGCUUUUCCGACUUUAAAACUAGUUUAUGCUCUAUUUUAACUUUGUUUUUAUACUCAUUAUAUUUCAUAUUUGAGACAGUUAACCUAGCAAGUUUCUAGAAAAGUGUCAGAAGUUAGCAAACAUUAACCAUUAGCUCAUUUUUCCCUCUGGGAUAAAGCUCAAGGUCUUACACUUAUAACUUUUUAAACUGCGACAUGUGCAGACAUUCCUGGACUUGGUGGCCAAAUGAAUCCCCCUCAGAUAUUAGUCGACUCUCUUGGUCCUUUGUCACCCUGCUGACAGCUGCUUGCCAGAGUCCAGAUGAAUGCCAAAGGUCUCCAGAGACGGUGUGAGGGGAAACUGACUUUGAGGAGCAGCAGCAGCGGUGUGUGAAUCUCUGCGGUGUCACUCCUCUGCUGCCCAUGAGGAGCCUUGUGUGUUGGAGUGGAGUGUGCCGGUCACACCCAGUGUCCCUCACACUGGGACAGCACUGCUCCCUCCAGGAUCCGAUGAUUACAGGGCAGCUGAGCAAGCCGCUGCUCUCCCUGCGCAGCGACAUGAGCGCAGCAGAACUCCGGGCGGACGACAAAGCAGCCACCCCAGACAGCGAUCUGAACGACGAGCCCCUGCUCCUGCCCUCCGAGGCCACGGACAGAGAGGGCACUCCCAACAAGCUGUACGGAGCUCGAGACGGUUCAGUCCAGUCUGACGCCAGCAGCAGUCCUUCUGAGCAGAGUCAACUGGGCCAGUCCCACCCAGGAUACCCAAUGGGUCCACAGUCUCUCCUGGUGGCCCAGCAGCUGGCCAACGCAGUAGGCGGUGUGAUGUCUGGGGCGGCGCCAGGCAUGAACCAACCCAUUCUCAUCCCCUUCAAUGCAGGUGGACACCUGGGCGGGCAGCAGGGCCUGGUUCUCUCUCUGCCCACAGCCAACAUCCAGAGCCUGGUGGCUGCUGCUGCUGCAGGGGGCAUCAUGACGCUCCCCCUCCAGAACCUGCAAGCUACCUCAUCACUGAACUCCCAGCUCCAACACCUGCAGCAGCUCCAACAGAUGCAGCAGCACCACCAGCAGCAGCAACAGCAACAUCAGCAGCAACACCAUCACCAACAGACCCACUCCCACACCCAGAACCAGCUGCCAUCCCAGCAUCACAUGACCCCGCCCAGCCAGCAGCAGACCUCUGUCCCGUCUCCAGGCUCUGCCUGCUCCUCCACCUCUGGACAACCGCAGCAGUCCCCGCCGCACAGGCCCAACCAGUCGCCGGCCCGCAGCCUUCCUUCGCCCGUCACCCCGCCCAUGCCUUUGUCGCUGAAUCCACUGGCCAGCCAGGCGGCGGUAGCAGCAGCAGCAGCCAUGGGAUCCAUCGCCGGUUCUCAGGUGUUUGGAAACACCCUGUCAAACCUGCAAGGAGCCACUGGACAGCUGGUAACCAAUGCACAAGGACAGAUAAUUGGAACAAUUCCACUGAUGCCCAACUCUGCAGGGCCCUCCAGCCAAUCAGGGGGUGGCAACCCAGCACUGCAGGUACAGCCAAUUACACCUCAGCUUCUGACCAACGCUCAAGGCCAGAUCAUCGCCACGGUGAUCGGCAAUCAGAUCCUGCCUGUCAUCAACACCCAGGGAAUCACGCUGUCACCAAUCAAGCCUGGACAGCAGCAGCAGGGUCAGACAGGCCCUGCAUCGUCUCAGCCCAACCUGCUCCACAUGCCCCACAGACAGAGUCCUCUCCACCAGGCCUCUUCCUCCUCCUCCACCUCCUCCUCUUCCUCGGCUCUCAGUGUGGGGCAGCUGGUCAGCAACCCGCAGACCGCCCCCAGCGAGGUCGACGGGGUCAACCUGGAGGAGAUUCGUGAAUUUGCCAAAGCAUUCAAGAUCCGCCGACUGUCCCUGGGCCUGACACAGACUCAGGUGGGCCAGGCGCUCAGCGCCGCCGAGGGGCCGGCGUACAGCCAGUCUGCCAUCUGCAGACACACCAUCCUGAGAAGCCACUUUUUCCUACCACAGGAAGCCCAAGAGAACACUAUAGGUAGCAGUCUGACAGGCAAACUGAACCCUGGCCUUUUAUAUCCUGCCAGGUUUGAGAAGUUGGACAUCACCCCUAAAAGCGCCCAGAAGAUUAAGCCCGUUCUGGAGCGCUGGAUGGCCGAGGCUGAGGCCCGCCACCGAUCCGGCAUGCAGAACCUGACUGAGUUUAUCGGCAGCGAGCCUUCCAAAAAACGCAAGCGGAGGACCUCUUUCACCCCGCAGGCGCUCGAGAUCCUCAACAGCCACUUUGAGAAGAACACACACCCCUCUGGACAGGAAAUGACGGAAAUAGCCGAGAAACUGAACUAUGACAGGGAGGUGGUGCGUGUCUGGUUCUGCAACAAGAGGCAAGCCUUGAAAAACACAAUAAAGCGUUUGAAACAGCCCGACAUCGGCCCGGCUGCACCAAUGGACCCUCUCACUGAUUCUCUAGAGGAGCUCCCGAAGUGAACGAGCUCUCCGGCAAAAACAGUGGAGUGGAAAAGUGGCAGCCAUUAAAACAACAAAGGUGGAUGAACUCAUCUUGAAAUGAGAACUGAAAAAUGUUCCCAAGUCACCUGGAUGGACAAGUCAUGAGUUUGCAAACAAAAACUAUGUGUUGUCAGUGUGAUUACCACAGCUAUGUAAAUGACCUUGGCGAAACCAAAAACAUGAAAAAAGAGAUUAAUAUCUGAGAAUUAUGUAAAAACAUACAGUGUGCUGUUUCAAAGAGUUUUAGAUUCUGGCCUUCCAGACCAGACUAUCGCCCAAAUUUUGGUUCCCACGAGAAGGGAUUUAGUAAAGAGAUCAUACCAAAUCAAAACACUAUUUACCAAAGUCUGUUGCAUCUGAGUACUAAGAAUAAUUUUGUAAUGUAAAUGUGCUCUAAAUUUUUACAUUUGUACUGGCAAAUUUAAGCUAUAUGUGUGAGGUUGAGUAUACAUUUUAUCUUUGUCUCGCUUACUUUUUUCUUCAUUGUUUGUAUGUAAAUAUCUUUAAAAUAAAAAAAAUAAAAAUGCUGUCUUCGAAUUGAAAUCAUACUGAUAAAGUUCUCUUUUGGACAAAAAAAAAGUACCUUUGCUGUUAAACAAUUGCGUAAUAAUGUUGUUUGCAUCUGAUUUGUGUUUCAUCUGCAAAUAUUUUCAGUCACGGUGUAACUUUGUACAACUUUUACAGGUAUUUAUUAAUAAUCUCAUGAGAUUGUUUGAGAGGACGGACGGAGAGUAAACUAAGGACUUUCACAUGAUGAUGAUGAUGAUGAUGAUGAUGAUGAUGAUGAGGGGUUUCAGUGUCUGUCAAGUCUACUGCAGCUUUCUUUUGAGCUACUGUGUCAUUCUGUUGCCAAAGCCUGAUAGCCAAAGAACACAUAAAUUGCAGCUCAAGGACUGGUGAAGAUUUUACCUUUUUAUUUAUUUAUUCACAUGGCUUUUCUCCCCCCCCCCCUUUUUCUAAAGUGUUUCACUCUGUGGGUCAAGUUGAACAAAAAAAAAAACACUUAUCAUGUCAAACACCUGCAACAGUGUCUGCUGUAAUCCUUUGUCACGGCAAUAUAGAAAAUGUGUUGGAUACCUUCUUUUUUUAAGCAAAUUUUCCUCUGCAUGCUUCAACUCAAACCACAUGAAGACAGAUUAUUUGCAGCCUUGGCUAAAAUAAAUUUCACCAGGCAGCCCAAAGGUUAAACUUAUUACCUGAAUUUUGCUAAAAUCACUGAAAAAUAACGCAUUUUACAUGCGAAACCCUUUAAUUACACCCUAAAAUUAAGUAAACGUGUGGUUGAAGCCUGUUUGUCGCCAUUGACCAAACUACUGAGCUGUUUUUAUAACCUGAAUAUUUCAACUCAAGUAUGCUUUUCUGCAAAGAUAAAUGUUGUUUCCUUUAUAUUCUGCAUUCCACUCAGCUAAGUGACGGUUUACAGAUGUUACAAUCAACCAUUGUAAUGGAGAUGUGUUUUUUCUCACCAAUGAACUGAUUUCUAAUACAGUAAAAUGCUUUGAAAGGUUCAUUUCAACAGAUUCUCUUCAAGUUUUCAUGUAUUUGUAGUUUUUUUUUUAUCAAAAUCUACAUGGGUAGAAAUUAAUUUCAGUCCACUGAUAUGUUGAUGAAGUGACUCUCCAUCACUGUGUACUAAACUGUUCAUUUUACAUGGUAUUACCUUGUGAGAAUGUCAAUAUUACAUGCAGGAACCUCCCAGACCGUCACUACAAAUAUUUGGCUUCCACAAAAAACCCUCACAGGAAAAUAAAAAUAAAAAAGAGGUGAAUGUUGAGAAUAAGUGUCACAUGUCAGAACGAGUGAACUUAAUUUGAAGUGAGGUGAAAUUUGAUGCAAUUUAUUCAGAAUCGUGUCUUGCUCGAUAUCUGUCCUUCCAUGUCACAUUGGUUAUCUCAAUCUUUCAGUCCCCUGUGCACGGCUGUGUUCUUCUUCACUGCCUGUAAAACACGCACACGCUCGGUACAUGUUAGGAAACACAUGAAGAAGCUUUACAUGUAGAAGGAGAAAGUAAGUUUUGCAGGAAAGGCAACUGUAGACUCUCAUUUCCUUUGGUGCACAGACUUUUAUAUAAUUUUGAUUAUAUUUUCCAGUAUUUGAACUAAAUUUUCAUCUGCACGUCUAGCAACAGAUAAUUACUUUUAUUGUAUUUCCACCUUUAGUCAGACUUUGUGUCUUUUUAUUUUUGCAUCCAAUAUUUCAUUCAGGCAAAUGUUUGGCCAAGAAACUACACGUCUGCAUUCACCCACCAGACAAACACAUGAGAACGCAGCAAGCUCCUGCAGGUAGAGAAUAUAGAUCUGUUCUGAGGCUUAACAAUAAAGCUGUAACCAAAACCAAAAAAAAUAAAAAGAAGACAUAGAAAGGAGUUAUGCCUUUGCUCAACUCUUCAGUGCUGGACCAAAGCUCUAUAGUUAUGCACAUUGUACAGAGAAAUAGAUUCCUGAUGUUGACAAUCUUUAAAAUCUGAGAUAAAAGAAUUGAAGAGUAGAAAUGUACAGUAGUUCAUCCAAGGUUUACCUCAGUACUGUCCUUGUGAGAAUAAUACAAACGCCAUACAAGCAGCAGCAGCUCAGUAGAAAAGACAGAUGAUUACUCUGCACUGUGUGUGUCCAUGUUCACCUUCAAUGUGGAGGGACAGGCUUGUGUUUUAUUUAUUAUUAUGUGACACAUGAUUGUUUUAUUUUCGUGAAGUGGUUUCCUGAGCCACGUGUGACUCUCUGGUCAUCUGUUUUUUAUUACUGUUGCAUUAUUUCUCAUUUGUUGUGACGUUCACCUCUCAGUUGUCACAGACCUGUAGACCCGCAUAGAGGAAAAGGAGAUUAUAGUGAUGUUUGCUCUAAGAAAUCAUCCUAAUUGGGUUAAAUCACCUUUAAAUGCUUUUGUGGAAUUUUACUAACACAAACAAACUGGUUUGACAUUUUGUUAAUAGUCAAAGAACUUGAAACCAAAGCUGAAGAGCCUGCAGAAGUUGGUUUUCAUUUUUUAUAGACUGAAAACUGUACUUAAUCUAUAGAGCAAUAUCUGUUUGGUCAGUUAAGCAGCACUUUGUGUAUUUCCAAAAAAAAAAGCUUCAAAUAUGUCACAUUGAUUUGUACCAUAAUUAGUAAUAAACAAUUGUUUGACAUGAA
This is a messenger RNA of Siniperca chuatsi (mandarin fish), 5612 nucleotides long. It is a transcript of the gene pou6f2, whose product is annotated as POU class 6 homeobox 2. Gene Ontology annotation, molecular function: RNA polymerase II cis-regulatory region sequence-specific DNA binding; DNA-binding transcription factor activity, RNA polymerase II-specific. The transcript has 13 exons. The record is from RefSeq and is a predicted model, not a curated record. Gene Ontology annotation, biological process: regulation of transcription by RNA polymerase II. Lineage: Eukaryota; Metazoa; Chordata; Actinopteri; Centrarchiformes; Sinipercidae. Bases 412 to 2463 code for a protein of 683 amino acids.